Molecule: messenger RNA, 2929 nt
Organism: Caenorhabditis sp. 36 PRJEB53466
Lineage: Eukaryota; Metazoa; Nematoda; Chromadorea; Rhabditida; Rhabditidae
Source: the annotation of a GenBank genome assembly
AUGGAGCACGUGCUGACGGUGCUCGGGCUCUUCGUGCUCGCCGUGCUCUUCACGCUGUACCACGUGUCGACGGUGUGCCACUUCUACCUGAGAAUCUCGUUCUUCUACCUUACAAUUCUAGUGCACGGCAUGGAGGUGUGCGUCACAAUGAUUCCGUCGUGGUUACAGGGAAAGGUGGGCGCGUCAGUGAACAAAAAAGAAAAGUUGACCAGAAGAAGAGGAGAGAGUGAACUCAUGCAUGUCCGAACAGACAGACUGGGUUGACACAAAAACACACAGAAAUGGGACUUUUCAGGGCGCCGAUUACGUAUUCCACUCGUUCUACUACUGGUGCAAACUUUGGACCGGAUGCCGCACGACCGUUUACGGAUUCGAAAACACAGAGUUCGACGGGCCGGCCGUCGUCAUUUGCAAUCAUCAGGUCGGCGCAAAAUGGAACUGUUUUUCGAAAAACUGUUAACACAACUUUGACCGGAUUCUUUUCCCUUAAAACCGGGAAAAACGAAAUUUGGAAUGAUCCGUGAGAAAAUGAAAAAUGCGGUCCUUCGAAAGAAUGGCUCGUCGACCAACAAAAGACCCCCUUUUCAAACAUUCUCACCAAAAAAGUCCUCGAGCCCUUUGUGCCGCCCAUCAUUUUCCGGUGGUCCCGGCACGAAACGCGACCAACAAAUUGGCUCCUUUUUUUGUCUCGGCGCGCGUGUUCCGCAGUCUAGCUCAAAACGACAACUAAUUUGGUGUGCUCUCCCCGGCUCCUCUCGCAUAGAAUUUUAAUCAUUUUGUGCGCGUGCUUGUGUGCGACACAGAGAAAUGCAUGCACUUUUUGUGGCGGCGGAGAACAAAAAAACGCAGCCAAUUUUCCUGGUAAGAUGGCGAAAAUGAAGAGGAUGGAACGACGGACGGAAAACAACGGAAAAGGGGUUGACUUUUCGAACUGGAACUUUGAAAUACGUUACGGGGGGAAGCGGUGUGCGAGCCCUGAGAAAAUAUGCAACACGAGAUGAGAAGUCGUCGAGAAACGGGAGAGCGAGACGGAGAAGAAGGGCCUCUCGGGGGAAAUCAGGAGCGAAAGGCUCUCGGCCAAUUGGCUCCGAUGACUUUGCCCAUCCAACUGUAUAGAUGAGCUCAUUAGGGGAUUUGAUUGCACCGAAACAUUCAAAUUUCGUGCGGGAGGACCGCAUUUGCACAGUUCAACUGUAAAAAACAAGAAAAAACGGUUUGCAGAGCUCACUGGACAUUCUCGCAAUGGCGUCCGUUUGGCCGAAGCACUGUGUGGUGAUGAUGAAGAAGAUUCUGGCGUGGAUUCCGUUCUUCAACCUCGGCGCCUACUUUGUCAGUCCCCACUUUUCCUCUUUUUUACAUACGCAAACAUUGCACAUUUCUCUGCACGUCUCCAAUUUGAAUUAUCACUUUUUCGACAAACACCACCAUUGUUUGUGCCCGGACCGAGCGAAUUUACAUUUUUUCAUACGGGUGGGCUACGGAUGUCUAGACGAUUUUCUAUUUUCAGUCCAACACCAUCUUCAUCGAUCGGUACAACCGCGAAAAGGCGAUGGCGUCCGUCGAUUAUUGUGCGACGGAAAUGAAGAAGCGCAAUCUGAAAGUGUGUAAUUUUACUGCAAAUCCGGCAAUUUUUGCAAUGCGCCUUUAACUUUUCAAAGAAAAACACGUUUUUCUCUGCUCGGAACUCCUGUUCAUGCCGGGUCUCACAACGAACACGAUUUACGAGCGGAAAAAAAGCGCAGUGCGAAAAAUGCGAAAAUUUCCAAACGUUUGUUUUUCAUUUUCAGUUGUGGGUGUUCCCGGAAGGAACGCGGAACCGCGACGGCGGUUUUCUCCCUUUCAAAAAAGGCGCCUUCAACAUUGCAGUCAGGGUACGGGACUCGCCACGAUUUCUCUCGGAAACAAGACCGUUUUUUUUUUUGCAGGCUCAAAUCCCGAUAAUUCCAGUUGUAUUCUCGGAUUAUCGGAAUUUCUACUCGAAACCCGGACACUAUUUCCGGAACGACGGAGAAAUUGUGAUUCGGGCACUUGAGCCCAUCUCCACACAAGGGGUAAAAAUGAAAACGAUUUUCAGGCCUUACAGUUUGAGAACUUUGAGUACAGAAACAAAAAAUCGAGUCGAAAAGUGUGUCUCUUCAAAAAGAAUGGGCCGAACCGGGGAUUGAACCCGGGACCUCUCGCACCCAAAGCGAGAAUCAUACCACUAGACCAUUCGGCCACGAUUUUUACCCAAUCAGGACAGUGGAUACAAACAAGGAAGUCGGGCAGAUUUGUCAAGUGAUAACACUUAAUCUGCCAGACUUCUUUGUUCGUAUCCACCUUCGCGAUCGGGUAAAUUCUCGCUUUGUUCUGGCAUUUUGUUAUCAAUCUAACGGCGGCCUAAUAAGAUUGAUACACCUAAUUAGAUUAAUAAAUUGUCUAGCUAGAUUAAUCUGGCAAUUCGAUAUUAAUCUAAUUAGAAAGUUACUGAUCUAAACGCGACCUAAUUAGAUUCGACUGUUUUUUCUUGGCGCAAUCGAGAUUUGAGCCAGCAGACGGUUGGCGUGAAACUUGAUUUGAGCACAUAUCAAUCUAAUUAGAAGAUUUAUCAAUCAAAUCUCAAAUCUCGAUUGCGCCAAGAAAAAACAGUCGAAUCCAAUUAGAUCGCCUUUAGAUCAGUAACUUUCUAAUUAGAUUAUUAUCGAAUUGCCAGAGUUGGGUACGAGAGGUCCACACGUUUUUAGUGACUUGCACAUAAAAUUUGAAGUUCGCGCGCCUUUUCUGGCCUAAAGUGCAAAAAGACAGUUUGCAGUUGACGCUCGACGAUGUGCCAGAACUUUCGGACAAAUGUCGUGACGUCAUGCUGGCCGCCUACGAGAAAGUGACCGAAGAGGCCAAUCAGAGGAGCGCCGAACGACGCGGCGAAGUGGAAUCGAAAAAAAUCGAUUAA